UGGCCUUCUGUUUAGAGAAACUUUGGUGACACUUUACUGUGGCAAACUUAGUUCCCUAAAACAGAAUCUUGUGAAAACAACAUACUGCAGUUCCUUUACAUACAAAUUUACGAAAUAUAGCCAUUAGUAGGUUAUAAUACUAUAAUAGCCAGUGGAUUUUUUAAACCUAGCUGGAAGGAGCAUUGGAGUGAUCCAAACUGCAAUCUCAUCCUAUUUAUGUACAAAAUACACCAUGCCAUGUUCAUGACUCGCAGGUAAAAACCACUUCUAUAUGAUUCUUAUAUGUUUUUCUACCACUAGAACUGUCAGUCAUUAUGUAAUCAGACAUGCCCGCAUAAUUCAGGAAGAGGACUUUUAUAGUUAUACUGUAGUUUAUAAUUAAAUCAUAGUUAGGAUAUACAGUGGGCUCAGAAAUUAUUUAAAAACACUUACCUUUUUUGCCCAAUUUAGUUUUUAAUUUAGAAUGGAGACGGCUCAAUUUAGAGUGCCUUAACCAAGAGUCUAAAUGAGAAAUUUCUGUAUUUUAUUUUAAAUAAAUUUGAAAAAAAUUCUAAAAAUGUUUUUUCUUUGUCAUUAUGCAUUAUUGUUUGUGCAAACAAGUCAAUUUACUCCAUUUAAAAUUCAGUCUAUAAUAAAAUCGGAGUCUGAAUACAUGUAUAUAUGUCUUGAACUUACAAGUGUUAAUUUUUUAGGGUUGCAAAAGUAUUUUUGUUGAACCAUGUUGCCAGGAGGUUUAAUUUGCUAAGAAAAUGUAUUCAAAUUGUAAAGAUGAUUUUGGAUAUUUCGUGCUGUUGCUGAGGUUUUAAACAAGUUCUGUUUUUCCAUAAACUACACAAUGUAUUGUGUUCACAAAUAUGGUGUAUUUUUUCCAUUUGUGUAUGAGGAUGAUGAGUUAUUAUUUUCAAUCAAUUUGGAUCUUUUAAAAUAAAAUGAAAGUGGAGAUGGAAGUCAGUCCAGGUGAUAGAAAUUGUUACGAAUAUAACAGUUUUGCAUAAAGUGUUUUGCAACCCAAGUGUUAAAUGCUCAGUAGCUUUUCAGAAACUCAGGCGCUGACAGUGAAGAAGACAGAUGUUUAGGAGAGUGGUCUAAGCGUAAAAAAAUCAGACUAUAGCUAGUUGUCCAUCAUGAAGCUGAUGCUUUUACAUCUUCUGUGUCUGACUGGUUUUGUUCCAGUCAUCCUGUCGACCAUGACAUUAAGCUCUUUCCUCAUCAAUAAAACCAUGACAUGGGCAGAUGCACAAAAUUACUGCAAGACUGUAUAUGUUGACCUGGCUAUGGCUAAAAGUCAAACCUCUUUGCUGAAACUAAGAGACACAUUAGCAAAACAAAAUGUCACAGGGCCUGUCUGGAUGGGACUGUACAAUGACUUAGACACCUGGCGCUGGUCCUACAACAGUCGCCUGUUAAAUAAUAUAACCCUAAGAAUGUGGGCUGGUGGACAACCUGAUAAUCAGAACGGUCAUGAAUGCUGUGCUGCAAUAGACAACAAUGGAACGUGGUGGGAUAUGUCCUGCCUAGACGUAAACCCCUUCAUAUGCUAUAGUGCUAGUGGUGCAAACAGGUAUGUUGGUUUCACUACUGUCAUGAACUGGGCUGAUGCUCAGGCUUACUGCAGGCAGUAUUACACAGACCUGGCCAGCCCAUUCAAUGCCACAGAUAACAGCCUGGUACAGCAAGUGGCAACAGUCCAGGGGUUUUCUUGGUUCGGUCUAUUCAGGGACAGCUGGAGGUGGGUAGAUGGGACCAAAGUUGGCCAACUCUUGUGGCAAUCCCCACUGCCUGAUAAUGUUGAUCCCCAGGAAAACUGCGGCACACUUAAUGGCGGAAUACUUGAUGAUACAAAAUGCACCAACCAGUACUAUUUCAUCUGUGACAUCAUUCCAGUGGUGAAAUAUGCAGUGAAACUGCAGGUGAAGUCUGAUCAGAGUGUGUUUGAUCCUGCUGUGAUUGCAGCCAUUUUAGAGCAGAUCAAACAGAAACUGGAUAAAAAGACCACUGUGUCCUGGAGGGUUCAGCCAGACAGAAACAUCUUUCACAAGAAAAUCCAGCCCAACAGCCCUUGAAAUUGCUUGGAAAAUAUGUUAACCUGUCUGUUUUACUCCUGCCUGGUUAUCUGAUUAUUCCUCUGGUUUUGGGAAUACUGUGAUCAUUGUUUUUGACCCUGACCCUUCAAAGUACCACAGGACCAGAUGCUCUCUGAGGUCAGAUGUUACAAAAAAUGUUACAGCAAAACUCAUUUUUACAGUUAAUUUUUUUUGGGAAAAAAAUGACUAUAUGUGGAAUACACACACAUGAAAUCAUGAUUCCACAUUUUCUCAGUCAGAUCAGAUUAAAUAUUUAUUCAUAAAUAUUUAUCUAUUUAUAUAAUGUUAUAACCUAAACAUUUUAUUUAUUAACUUGUUUAUUUCUGUGUCUCUUUUGUUUCUGAUUUCUGUUUUUAUAACUUUUUUUGUCCUCAUUGUUUUUGUGAGAAUUAGAUACUGUAAUGUACUGUAAAUAAUUAAACAUGCAGACUUCUGGACCACAAAACGUUAGACAUUUUUUAGGCAGGGUUUUUCUCCACCAAUAAAUAAAGGUGCCUUCAACUGUCAGUUUAAGGUCUGUUUUAAUUUGUAAUCUAGAUGUCGAUUGUGCUUUUUGUUUCAUUUUAUCUGCCUCCUGAAUUCUGUUUUAGAUCAUUUAAAUGAGGGUUGUGGUGAAUGAUAUGUUUUCUGAUGUUUGCAGAACUAAAAUUAAUAAACUUCUACUUAUUUAUCUUUAAUAUUCCACACAGCUCUGUUCAUUGUGGGAUCAGAG
Pangasianodon hypophthalmus (striped catfish) is the source of this 2796-nucleotide messenger RNA. RefSeq names its product putative C-type lectin domain family 20 member A. The record is from RefSeq and is a predicted model, not a curated record. The transcript has 7 exons. NCBI's taxonomy places the organism in Eukaryota, Metazoa, Chordata, Actinopteri, Siluriformes, Pangasiidae. The coding region runs from base 1125 to 2063 and encodes 312 amino acids.